GCUAAACCAACUGCUCCUAAAGCUGCUUCCUGAUUGGUCUGUUCUCAUCACUAACAGAAGAGUUCUCCCUCGCAUUUUCCAUCGCCAUGUUGCGGAGUUGACAGACUUACGAAAAUGUCUCUUCUUCUACUUCUAAAAACUUGCUCCAAUCUUCGAGGGAAAUCUGACCGAAUAGCGAGAGUCACUUUUAGAGGUGUAACAUAUCAGACAAGUGUUAUUGAAAACUGUUCUGAAGCUGAUUGGGAUGAGGACUUUGAGUGGCCUUUGGAGAGUCCACUGGACCCCAGUGAAUUCAUUGAAAUUGAAGUUUACAACUUCAACAAAAUCUUCAACAACAGACUGGUUGGAGUGUUUCGCAUGGUACUCCAAAAGCUCAUUCAAGAUGGGCAUUUGGAAGUUAGAGAAAGUCUUAUUGACAUGAACAACACAGUACUCAAGGCCAAUGUUGAACUUGAGUUGCAGUACAACCCUCCUGAAGGAAAUGUAUCCCAGUGGGUGAAUAAUAUCAAUGACUCCCUUGAUGCCCCACCCCAUGUUGGUUACAUGCCUGAUGGGCAUUACCAGAUGGACCCAUACAACCCUGACCCAUACGGGAGAAAAGAGGAAAGGAGGGCAUCAUUCAUGGGAAGUACAUUUGGCAGCAAGGCAUCAAAGAGCCAGUCUAUGACGAGCCUCACCUCUGGAGGCCAGCGGCAUCAUAGCCGAAAGGAGUCAAUGCCUGCUUCCUUUGGAGGAGGUGGACGCCUGAUCACACCUGGCGAGGGUGGAAUGGGUGGAUCACCUUUUGAUGCAAUGUUGAAAGGAGGUGAAGGACUUGGAAGCCGAAGAGGAUCACAGAUCAGUAUGCAAAGUGAUAGAAGCAUGAGCAUGAAGUGCAGUCACGCCCAUCCAAGAGUAAGAGCGGAGAAGAAAAUGUCAGUUAGAGAACAGGAUUAUCAGAUACAAAUUCGAAUUCUUGAGGGAAGGCAACUCGCAGGUACCCAGAUUGAUCCUGUCUGUACUGUAAAUGUUGGCAAUCAAAAGAAGAGUACAACUGUAAAAGAACAGACCAACUGCCCCUUCUGGGACGAGUUUUUCGUCUUUGAUUUCAAGAUGCCUCCUAUGGUUUUGUUUGACAAGAUCAUCAACUUCCAGGUUUUCACUGGAAGGCAUUUAGUCAGUCAGGGUAACCUGAUUGGGGCGUUCAAGCUGGAUAUAGGAACUGUUUAUGCUCAACCAGAUCACAGAUUCUGCCGCAGAUGGGCAGUGAUGACAGAUCCUGAAGAAACACUGGGGGCUUCUGGUGCAGGUAUCAAGGGUUAUCUGAAAGUGGACAUCACUGUGCUUGGGAAAGGUGAUCCUGCAAAGGAACCUCCAGGCAUUAAGGACAGUGAUGAUGAUAUUGAAGGGAAUCUUCUACUGCCUGAAGGAGUUCCUGCUGAAAGACCAAAAGCCAGGAUUAUAGUCAAAAUUUACAGAGCUGAAGGAUUGCCAAAGAUGAAUAGUGGUCUCAUGGCCAAUGUCAAGAAAGCAUUCACAGGAGAGGUGCGAGACCUUGUGGACCCAUAUGUGGAAGUUUGUUUUGCAGGACACAAAGCCAGAACAACUGUUAAGAAGAACACAUAUGAACCAAAAUGGAAUGAACAGAUCGUUUUCUCAGAGUUGUUUCCUCCACUUUGCAGAAGAAUGAAGGUUCAACUAAAGGACAGUGACUCUGUUUCUGAUGAAGUGAUUGGCACACAUUUCAUUGACCUCUCCAGGAUAUCUAAUGAUGGUGCUAAUGGGUGGCUAUCAGAGGUCUAUAUUCCAGGCUCGGGCAUAAAAGUUCCUGGCUCAAUUCAGGCUCCUGUUCAUAAAUAUCCAGCUGAUAUUGGUUUUAUGCCCACAUUUGGUCCAUGCUGGGUGAACCUUUAUGGAUCUACAAGGGAUUACUCACUGUUUGAUGAACACAACGAUCUAAACAAUGGACUGGGAGAAGGUGUGGCUUACAGAGGGAGACUGUUGAUGGCUGUACAAGCAGAGUUUGGAGAAUCUGCAUCAGAGGCUGGAAUCCGUCAGGUGGAGGUGGAACCAACAGCUCCUAUCUCUGAUACUGCAGCUGGAAAAGAGGAUCAAUUUCAAUUAUAUGCCUGUUUUUACGAGGCCAGCAUGAUUGAGAGAAAAGUUGGCGACAAGAUGAUACAAUUUGAGAUGAGCAUUGGUAACUAUGGGAACACAAUUGAUGGACAGUCUCUAGCGGGUGAGGUAGUGGACGAGGUACGCAAAAAUGGCGAGAACCCAUUUAUCCACCCACUUACACCACCUGUCAGACCAGUGACCAAUGACAGACAGUAUUACCAUAUACCGUGGGAGGACUCGAAGCCCUGUGCACACGUGAAGUUUACUUGGCAGGAUCAUCGUAGACGACUCUACAACUCUAACGUGCUGCUAAAGAUCUGUGAAAGACUGGAGGAUGGUUUGACUGACUGUCUGGAGAGAGUGAAGAUGGACUUACCCAACACCUACCGAUGGCUCAGUCGAGUUCUUGCAGAACUCAUCAACGGAUGCAAUCAAUAUCUCAAUCUGGUGAAGUCUAUGCCAUCCUCCUCUCAUGUUGGACGCACCAAGCUGGACAAGGAGCGACUGAAGCUGUGUCAAUACGAGGUAGAGUCUGUGUGUCAGUCAGCGCAGGAGCUGAAGGGGAGCACAAGGGAUGAUGGUCACAUCAAAGACAAUCUCAAGGCUGCCAACGCACUUCUUCAAAGACUUCUUAACAUUGCUAUUGAGCCACAAGAAACAACGCCUGAUGUGUUCAUCUGGAUGCUGUGUGGAGGCAAACGAGUGGCUUACACCCGCAUUCCCAGUCAGCACAUAAUCUACUCUUUAGUGGAAGAAGAGAGAGGAAAAGAUGCAGGCAGAAUGCAAACUGUGUUUUUGAGGCUUCCUGGCAAGCGUGGUGACGGACCUAAAGGAUGGGCUAUUCAGGCCAAACUGAAUAUCAUGAUCUGGCUCGGUCUGCACAAACACAAAAAGGAUUAUCUGAAAGAUGCCCCGAAAGGAUACCAGACGCCAAAGAACGCUCACAAAUUGAUGGCCCCUCCGCCAAAUCACCUUAUCUACACAGAAAAACAGAAGUUCCUUUUGCGGGCACACACAUACCAGGCGAGAAGUUUGAUUGGCAGUGAUGCAUCUGGACUUUCAGAUGCCUUUGCCCGAGUGAUCUUCACACACCUUGUGGCUGACACCCGAGUGAUCUGGGAGACAAGGAGUCCAACAUGGGACCAGAUGCUGGUGUUUAGAGACUUGAUUCUGUGGGGAGAUGUUAACGAAAUUGCCGUCAACCCUCCAACCAUUGUAGUUGAAGUAUUUGACAAAGAUAUUGGAGGUGAUUCUGAGUUCAUUGGUCGUGCGUUGGCCAGACCAAUUGUAAAGAUGGCCUGUGAACCUUACGAAAAGCCGUUCUUUCCGCCAGCAUUGGAGUGGUUCCAGAUUUUCAGAGGAGAGGAGAAAGCUGGAGAACUACUAGCUGCAUUUGAACUCCUGCAGCUAUCUGAGGGCACAUGCUUCUUACCUACUGAAGUCGAACCUGUCAACACUCCUGAUGGACCAAUCACACCCGUUCCUGACGGCAUCAGGCCUGUUAUGAGGAAGCACAGAAUUGAGGCUUUGUUCUGGGGCGUCCGUGAAAUGAAAAGGAUAAAUCUGACCACAGUGGAUAGACCUCAAGUGGACAUCGAUCUUGCUGGUCAUGUUAUACAAUCCACUGUCAUCACAAAUGCCAAGAAAAAUCCCAACUUCCAGAACCCAGUCAUCUUUUUUGAUGUGGAACUACCUGAGAAUGAGCGUUACUGCCCACCGCUGACCAUCCGUGUCAGAGACUGUCGUACAUUCGGUCGCUUUACACUGGUUGGGACUCAUGUCCUGAAUUCACUACACCGCUACUUACAGACUGGAGAGAAAGAGAAGGAGAAACUGGAGAAAGCAGAAGCCGUCGUAGGAGUAGGGAACACUACUUCUCGUCCAACCUCGCCAGUUCCCAAUGCACCGGCUGAUGUGGCAAUAGAGAUUGACGAGGAUCCUCCUGAUGCAGCGGAUUCUGAGCCUCUGCUGCAGGAGAAAAAGAAGAAGGCCGAGGGAGGGGGAGGUGAGGGGAAAGGCGAGAAAGGAAAAGGUAAAGAGGAUGAUGACGGCGAGGAUGCAUUGGACUGGUGGUCACGGUACUAUGAGACACUGAAGGACCGUGAACGGAAUGAGAGGAAUGAGGAACAGAAAUCAUCGAGGCCUUCUAAGAAGAAGGACAAGAGAGAGGAAGAGUCAGAGGAAGAGAAGUUGAAGAAGAAGAUUCCCAGGCUAACGAUUUUUGACUCAGAAUUAGAAAAUUUGCUAGAGUACAACGGCUUCAACGACUGGCUUCAUUCUUUCCCACUCUACCGCGGCAAGAAGACAAGUGAAGAUGACGACGAUGACCACAGGAUUGUGGGGAAAUUCAAGGGCUCCCUGAAAGUGUGGAAGUACCCCCUGCCUGAGCACGUGGAAAUGGACCCAAUAGUUGGCACAUUCCUGAAGUUGCCCAGCAAUGAGCCCGUCAAUGUGCUUGUACGGGUUUACGUCAUCAAGGCCGUCAAUCUGCAUCCCUCAGAUGUGAAUGGAAAGGCUGAUCCCUAUCUAGUGGUUACGCUCGGAAAACACAAAGUGAGGGACCGAGAUAAUUAUGUGUCAAAGCAGCUCAAUCCUGUGUUUGGAAGAUGCUUUGAAUUCGAGGCGAUCAUCCCCAUGGAUUCAGUAUUGACUGUUGGCGUGUAUGACUGGGAUCUAGUUGGAAGUGAUGACCUCAUUGGGGAGAGCAAAGUCGACUUGGAGAACAGAUUCUACAGCAAACAUCGACCCACGUGUGGUUUGCAGGAAAGUUAUGCAACAUUUGGAUUCAACAAAUGGCGCGACCCAAUGCGCCCGACCCAGGUCCUUGCUAAGAUCUGCAAAGAUGAGGGUCUGGACGGACCUCAUUACUCCACGGGAAGAGUUCGAAUUGACAACAAAGUGUUUGGCGCCACUUCACAAGUUCUUGAGGAAAGUGGUCAUUUCAAACAGUCAGAUGAACCUGUUGCUCUGAAAGCCUUGCGUGGUUUCCAUACGCUGAAGAGAGGCUUCAAUCUGGUGCCAGAACAUGUGGAGACCCGGUCUCUGUACAACCCAGAGAAACCUGGAGUGGAGCAGGGUAAAAUUGAGAUGUGGGUGGACAUGUUCCCAAUGGACAUGCCUUCUCCUGGUGCCCCUGUGGACAUUACUCCAAGGAAACCAACAACUUAUGAGCUGCGAGUGGUUAUCUGGAACACGGAGGAUGUCCUUCUUGAGGAAUCCAACAUCCUGACAGGAGAGAAAUGCAGUGACAUCUUUGUCAAAGGUUGGCUUGAGGGAAUGAAAGAGGACAAGCAACAAACAGAUGUGCAUUACAGGUCCCUCACUGGGGAAGGCAAUUUCAACUGGCGCUUCAUCUUUCCAUUCCAGUACCAGAAGGCAGAAGAAAGAAUUGUUAUUACUCGAAAGGCCAGUUUCUUCUCUUGGGACGAAUCAGAGGAGAAAGUUCCUGCCAGACUGCAUCUGCAAGUAUGGGAUGCAGACGCCUUCUCGGCUGACGAUUUCAUUGGUGACCUGACGCUUGACCUCACGCGCAUGCCACGUGGGGCGAAGUCCGCUAAGACUUGCACGUUAGACUUACUCAAACAAGACGGCAGUGUGCCCCAGAUCUCUUUCUUCAAAAUCAAGCACAUAAAAGGAUUCUGGCCGUUUACUGUCAACACUGAUGAGGAAGUGCCUGAACUGGCCGGCAAAGUUGAAGCUGAACUGGAAUUACUGACUCAGGAAGAGGCUGAGAAGAAACCCGCUGGACGGGCGCGUGAGGACCCGCAGGCUCUUGAGAAACCAAACCGGCCUGAUUCAACCUUCACUUGGUUUAUGAACCCGUUCAAGUCCCUGAAGUAUCUUCUGUGGAACAACUACAAGAUGUGCCUCAUCAAGUUCUUGGUCAUUGGACUGCUAGUGGCCCUCAUGGGCUUGUUCUUCUACUCCAUGCCUGGCUAUACUGUGAAGAAGAUAUUCGGAGCAUAAGCUGCGCACAAGGCAAAGACAACCGUUGAAUUAUUCUGUGGGCUGCUAUCGAGUUAUUUAUCUAUUUAUAAGUUAAGAGAAAACCUAGUUGAAUGAGGUUUAUUUAAAAAGGUGCAAUGUAGGCGCCGUUUAAAUAUUAGCUGUUAUUGUUAUAGAAACGUUUAUUUUGUUAAAAAAAAUAUUGUAUACUUACAAGAUUCAAUUAUUGGAAUUUAUUUUUAUUACCUUUUUUUCAGUUUUGUAUCAGUUUUUCUGCUAGAUUUCCGUUUUUUGCAGGUAUUCCUUUCCAAAAGGAUUGUUUUAGUAAAAUUUCGCCGACAACCACUUUUUUGGUUUGAUCUAGUGCGUGGUAAGCCGACACGUUUGAGACGGGUCGCAAUACCAAAAUUCGUGCCAAAAUCUCUCAUUUGAAGUAUUUAUCCAUCAUUUCUAUUUAUAAGUAUUUAAUUUUCGCUUUUGAAAUACUAAUCAUGAAACAUGGAAUUAUUUUCGUUGCAUGGAAUUCAAUGAGAAAUCUCAUGUGGAACAAAAAAGAGAAAGAAAAUAUUCCUAAAAUAUAGUACCUUCCUUCCUUCUUUUAGCGUUGAUUGUAUAUGAACUUGAAGUUAGGUUACGUUGCUUAGGGUAAGACAGGAGUAAAGCCAAACAGGGGGUCACACAGUGUCAAACUAAGGGUCCUCUCCAGUUUUCGCCACUUGAAUAUUAUAAGUUUUUCGCUUAAAAAAGGCGUACAAAGGAGGGGGUUGGGGAAAACAGGCACCCCAGGAUCCUCGCUUCCCCUAGCUAGGUGUGGCUUCGGGCUUCGGUCUUUAUGGAGAAUGUCAGACAAAUUAUGGCUAAAUGGCUUCUAAAUAGUUUGUAUUUUUACAUUUUUUAGCGCAGGUCCUUCUUUUGAAUUGUAGUUUAGAACUCUGGUUUGACCCGAGAAUUAGAUAAUAGAGUUGAGCAUGGAAUUGAAAUGUACGUGCAUUGCGUUUAGAUAGUGGAUCUGCUGCUCGAUUCUUAGAGAAGGAAGGAUUUAUGUAGAUUUCUUUUUCUAUAAUUUCCCCUGUGGAUUCCUUUUUUUUUUUUUCUAGGUGCUAAAUGUACCUGAAAUUUAUUCAAGGUGCUCUGCAGACCUUUUGGUGGUCAUGCUAUCGGAGCUUUUAAUCGCGGAGAUUGCGUGACAAUCUCAAAGAUUACGUUAUCUACCAAUUGGUUCUGUUUUGCAGAUCGAAGUAUCGAUAUUUAAGUGGCUUUAGGCCAUGGAAUGAGUUGAAAUUGUACAGAAUGAGAUGGCACAGCCGUGUACCUCUGCAGGUUGUAAAUAAUGUUGAGGCAAAAUUAACCAGACGUUGCUGGAGCAUAACAUAUCGUAGCAUAAUAUAAGUAGUAUGUUUAACCGUGAUAUCAGUGUUAAGUAAAAAUUACAAGUGGGUCGUAGUUAUCAGUAAUCAGUGUGGAGGUGUCGUACAUGGGGGUAACGUGAUUAUCAAAAACAAUAAAGAUAAUUGUGGUGA
This is a messenger RNA of Pocillopora verrucosa, 7562 nucleotides long. RefSeq names its product otoferlin. NCBI's taxonomy places the organism in Eukaryota, Metazoa, Cnidaria, Anthozoa, Scleractinia, Pocilloporidae. The record is from RefSeq and is a predicted model, not a curated record. Gene Ontology annotation, biological process: plasma membrane organization. Gene Ontology annotation, cellular component: membrane.